Messenger RNA from Argiope bruennichi, 6050 nucleotides. RefSeq names its product netrin-1-like. Lineage: Eukaryota; Metazoa; Arthropoda; Arachnida; Araneae; Araneidae. The transcript has 7 exons. The record is from RefSeq and is a predicted model, not a curated record. Bases 872 to 2656 code for a protein of 594 amino acids. Gene Ontology annotation, molecular function: protein binding.
UUAUCGUCUGAAUUUGCAAAUUUCGUAAGAUAAAAACACAGACGCACGUGCGUCGUAGAUCGAUCGGGGGGAAGGGGGAUGGCGCACCGGUCGCUCCUCAUCGCGACGGUGCGAGCAGGGAGAUACACCCCCACCCCUACUUCAUAAAGGGGUCCUCGCGACAGUGCAGGCCAGCAGUUGUCGAACGUAGAUCCUGGACGCAUCGUUUGAAAUACCGCUUCCCACGAUUUAUCGGACCUGUUCGAUAAACUUCGAAACUUUUUUUGACGAAAUUCGGAGAACGGCAAAGGUCAGAAACUUUCUCUUCGCUCGGUCAAUUUUGUUUUUCUCCAAAAUUACCCAUCAUUUAUAAGAAAACUGAACUUUGAAAAAGUUGAAUCCUGAAUUGAAAUAACUGAUGCAUCAUUAAACUUUAAAAUUUUUGGAAAAAAAAUUCGUUCACCAAACAUUUCUCCAUAGUUUAAAUAAAUCUUUAAAUUAUUAAAUUAGCCCACUUAAAAUGAUUGAUAGUUUUUACUCGUUUUAGUUAAAAGUCACUUUUCACUUUAUUGGCUGAAAAUGUAAUUGUACUACGCAGAAAAGACCAAACAAGAUAUUUAUUAAAAAAAUCUCUUCGAAAAUAAACCUAUUUUGACUUUUUAAAACGAUCAAAACUUUGAAAUCGAUGUGGUGAUUUGAAACAUUUCCUAUUACAUGACUUUUAUAUCUUAACAUUGAAUUUCAUCAAUAUUUGACCGAUAUUUAACUGAAUCAGCAUUUACUAUUUGAAAGAAUAAAAAUCAUUUUUUUGCAAAAGCAUUAUUUUUGCCGGUGUCAAACUUCAGUCGAUUUUUAAUGGAUAGAGGUUCAAGCAAUUGAAACUGAUUUAAUCAUGUUGAACCUCUUGCUUGCGAUAAUAUUCAUGUCCGGCUUCCCCUCAGCCCACCUUCUCAGCUAUCAUGGAAUGUUCUCUGCCCAAUCAAAUCCACCUCCUGAUCCCUGCUAUGAGGAAAUGUCUGAACCCCGCCGUUGUAUUCCUGACUUUGUCAACGCUGCCUUCGGUAAGGAAGUGAAGGCCUCCAGCGAAUGUGGCAGCCCUCCUACCCGAUACUGUACCACAUCGACAGACGAUAAAGGUGAAGUUAUCCGUAACUGCCAGAUAUGCGAUGCCAGCAAUCCAAAAAGGGCCCAUCCUACCCCUUAUCUGACGGAUCUCAACAAUCCUAACAAUGUCACUUGUUGGAUGUCUGAGCCCUUUUCUCAAUCCUUGCACAAUGUGUCCCUCACCUUGUCUCUUGGGAAGAAGUACGAAUUGACUUACAUUAGUCUGCAGUUCUGCAACCAGAAGCCUGAUUCUCUGGCUCUCUACAAGAGCAUGGACUAUGGAAAGACGUGGCAUCCCUUCCAGUUUUACUCGAGCCAAUGCAGGAAGAUGUAUGGAAGACAAAACCGAGCAGUAAUCACCAAGGCGAAUGAGCAAGAAGCUCUCUGCACCGAUGCUCAGUCCAAUGUGGAACCCAUAACAGGAGCCAGGAUUGCCUUCAGCACUCUGGAAGGCAGGCCUUCUGCUUACGAUUUCGACAACAGCCCCGUUCUCCAGGACUGGGUGACGGCCACUGACAUCAAGGUAGUGUUCAACCGAUUAGUUGGGUGGACGGGCAAUGAGAACGAGACUCUUGGUCAGACGUAUUUCUAUGCAGUGUCCGAUUUCGCUGUGGGAGGCCGCUGCAAGUGUAACGGACAUGCAUCCCGUUGCAUCCACGAUAGGGAUGGCUUGCUGGUUUGCGACUGUAAGCACAACACGGCAGGAAGGGACUGCGAAAGGUGCAAGCCGUUCCACUUCGAUAGACCCUGGGGAAGAGCCACCGCACAUGAAGCUCACGAAUGCGUCGCGUGUAACUGCAACCGCCACGCUCGUCGCUGCCGUUUCAACAUGGAAUUGUACAAGCUCUCCGGUCGUACAAGCGGAGGAGUGUGUCUCAAGUGUCGCCACAACACGGCCGGCCGCCACUGCCACUACUGCAAGGAAGGAUACUACAGAGACAACACCAAGCCCAUCACCGAUCGGAAGGCUUGUAAAGCAUGUGACUGUCACCCCGUGGGCGCGUCCGGACGCACCUGCAACCAGACCACCGGCCAGUGCCCUUGCAAGGACGGCGUGACCGGCAUCACGUGCAAUCGUUGCGCCAAGGGAUACCAGCAGAGCAGGUCCCCCAUUGCACCCUGCAUCAAGAUUCCAAGGAUGGUGGACGUUCCAAAACGAGUCGCCGGGCGCCAAGGUAACAAAUGUGGCGACUGUCCGUCGGCAAGAAAACGAGUCAACCUCAAUAAAUUUUGCAAACGAGACUAUGUGGUCCAGGCGAGUGUUUUGUCCAGAGAGGCUGUGGGAAACUGGAUCAAGUUCACUAUCCACGUAAUGCAGGUGUUCAAGCAGGGUUCGGCGAAAGUCCACAGGGGGACGCAGUUCCUCUGGGUCAGCGUCACUGAUCUGGCCUGCAAGUGUCCCAAGAUCAAGGUCAAGCAGACCUACCUCAUCCUCAGUAAAGACUCGAGACAGCCGGAACAUCCCGGUCUGACGGCCGACGAACGAAGUAUCGUCAUUGAAUGGAAAGAUGACUGGGCAAGGCGCAUGCGCAGAUAUCAACGUAGACAACGGAAAGGCAAAUGCAAGAACUGAAAGCGACACAGAUCAAAACAUCAAAAAGUGGAAAAGAAUAAUCAUUUUUUCACAAGGUCGUAGUCUCCUAUCUCCCCAAGUGUUUGUUGGACUUCCUCAGUGGUCGUUAUUAUCUGUAUAUUGUGUUUCGUAUUACCGAGAAAUGAUUCCAAACAAAAAAGAAGACGGUGUAAAAUUUCUGGAUUUAGUAGACUUUUGAUAUAAUGGAGUAUUAGUUCAUAGAAUUACAAUUAAAGUCGGCUUUACUUCCGUUCCACUGCUUUUGCAAUCCUUAAUUUUUUUUUCUUUUAUAGAUUGAGUAGGGAUCUGAAGUGAAGAAGAUAGUGCCCAAAGAAAAUUGUUGCACUGGAGAUAGGUUGCUCUUUAGCUAUUGCGGGAACAGUACGAUCAUUCAAUUCACAUUAGAUCGGGAAAGAAAAGCUACAAUUGGCGAUGUUGAGAUUUGAAAAGAAAAGAAAAGGGAAAAAAAAAAAAAAACCUUGGCAAAUCUUUUACAAAAAACAGCAUCACUACAAAACUUCUCAAAGAAAUACAUCAUAUAAAUAUAAUCUAUAUAUUUAGUAAAAAAAUUACAGCAUAUUUUAAUUAAUGACGGGGCAAUAUGGGGGAGAGAAUAAAAAGAGGCAAGAAAUUGAAAAUUAUAUAUAUUAUUAUAAAAAUCAAAACACUUUGUUAAAAGAUAUAGAUGUAUCAGAUGAAUGCAACAUAAAAGAAUCUGAUAGUUAUUACAAUAAUAAUGAUGAAUCAUUAAUUAAUUUAAGAAAUAAGAAUUAUUCAAAAAAAAAUUUCUCGAAAUUAUUAAACAUUAAAUAUUUAAAGCAAAAAUUUUCAAUAAAUGAUAAAAAGUACAAAUCAAACAAACCACAAUCAAAAAUUUUGAAAUUCAGUUACUGUAAAUUAUCUAAGAAUUAAUGAAAAAAGAAAAAUUGAACAUUAAAAUUCAAUGUUAAUAAAAGAAUGGAAACUUUCUGGAAAAAACUUAUCUUCCCACAAUUCAAAUCAACUUUUGAGAAAUUUAUUUAUUAAGCGAAACGUUCAUAAGGAUGAUGAUAUCUUUUUAUGGGGGGAGGGGCUUAGAAUAUUUCGUUUUCAUAUUUUAAUCAUAUAUAUAUAUAAUAUAAAAGAAAUGAAUAAUAAAAAAAAGGUGAUCGCUAAAAGGGCAAAAAAAUCCUUCAUUGUUUUAAAGUGUUAGAUGUAACAAGUUAAUACUUAUAUAGAGAAAUUUAUGUAAAAUGUCUUUGAUGUUCGUAAUGUGCAAAAUGUUAUUAUUAUUUUUUAUUUUUGAAGCUGGAUGAUUUAAAUUAGAAUAGAUAGAUUGUGAAAUGCAUGUAAUUAUUUCAUACUUCUAUGGAACAAAAUAUUAUUUAAUAUUCAUGUAUAUUUUGUAUGAUUUUUAUAUAGAAAAUGCAUUAAACAAAUGUAGCUUCAUCAUUUAUGUAAAGUUCCAUGUUUAUAGAAGUGUUGAUUCUAUGUUAUUUUUAUGUAAAAUGAACAGAAUAAUAUUCAGAAAACGAUUGAAGCUGGAUCAAUUGCUUGUGUUAGAAUUUAUUUUUAGUGAAUUAUUAAAGGUAAAGGUUUGCACAAGUAAAGGCAUGCACAAUUAGUUUCUUAAGAAAUAUAGUUUAGUCCCAUGGAUUAUUUGCUUUCAGUUGCUUUUUACUCCUUUCAUUCAUAAGUUUCAGAACAUAAAUUUUAUAAAUUGUAUAUUUUAAUACAUUUUGGCCCAACAAUAAUAACAUUUGCAUUAGCACAGAUUAUUAAAGUAAUUAUUUUAAAUGCUUUUAAAUCAUGGCUCAGUAGGUUAUUUCUAAACUAUCAGAGAUAGAAAUUAUUACCAGGUGGAAAAAUGUUUUCAAUGAUUAACAGAAUUUACUUCAUAGCAUUAAAAUUAAUAAAUAAUACAAAAAAAAUUAGUCUAAUUUUUAAACCCAUAAAAUUUUUAAACCCAUAAGUAAUAAAAUAUUCAUAAUGUUAACAUUUCAAUCAAAAAAAGUUUAAAAUGAUCGAGUAAUGAAAAUUUGAAUUCCAUUAUUUCAAACCAAUGAAUAGCUGCCUCGAAUAUGUGAUGCCUGUUGAUUGGUGGAUCUUCCAUUAGACAGCCAUUGAAAUGGUCUAAAAUAAGGAUAAUCAAAGUUUCAUAUUCUCAAUUGCAGAAGAAAUAAACAUUUUUUUAAUAUUAGUCAUAUUUAGCAAAAUAAUUUUGAUUCAUCAAUAAACCAGAAAAAAGAAUAAAUAUUUAGACAUCACUAUUUUUUAGCAGAUAUUUACUGAAUUAAAUACCAUAAAAUAUGAUGAUUUUUUUUUAUAUCGAGAGCUACUGUCCAUUUGAAACAAGUACAUCUCUAAUGGUUCAGACAUUAGCAAUUGGGCCAUGAUAAAGCAAACAUACUGUAUAAUCUAGAAAUUUUGUUCCUUCAGCAAUCAUUUUGAAAAAUAAAAUUGUUCUAAAAUUUUAAUAUGUCUAUAAUCUCUAAUUACAUUCUACUAAAAUUCAUUAUACAAUUAUUUAGUAAUGAAGUACUGAAAAAAAUUUAACAGCUAAAAAAAUUCAAAUUAAAUAAAAAUCUAACAAUCCAUUUAGUUCUUAAAUUCGUGGGAAAAAAUCCCUCAAUUACAUGAUAUGGCGAUUUAAAUUUACUUUUAUUAGAUCAGAAUAUAAUGUAUUUCAUUCACCUUCAGAAUUUAUGAUAUGAACAUAAAAAUUUAAGGCAAAAAAAGGCUGAAAAAGAAAUGCCCCAAAAAUAUACUUUGAUGCAAAAAUGUUAUAUAUAUUAUCCAGCACUACAUAAUCAAACAUUACUUAACUGGUUAAAUUUUAGCAAUUAUAAUUAUUUAUUAGAAGAUUUUUAAUUUUAAUUUGAUUUUUCUCUUUUUAAUAUUAAUUUUUAGUGCUGGGAGAAAAUCUAUCAAAAUUCUCUAUUUUCAUGCAAUACUUUUCAAGUGUUUUUGCUAUAUCAAAAUGAAGGACGCAUUUUCAAAUUACUGUUAUUGAUUUUUAAGGAAAAAGUAACUUUGAAUACAAAAUGUAAAUGUGAAGUUCAAUAAUUUUCCCCACAUUUAAUAAAAAUAAUUUCUGUGCUUUAUUUGCUACAAAAUCCACAUAUGAAAUAUCUCAGUUUUAAUCUAUCUGUAUCAAUUACAAGAAUCGUAAAUGAUUACAUAUAAAUAUAUAGCAUGUUAAAGUGUAUGUAUCUCUAUCUCUUCAUUCAAAAUUAGAUAAUUGUUUUAGAUAGUUCUUAACAUAUCAUGAUGUCCAUUGUGUAAUGGCAGAAGAUCUGACAUUUGUGCCAUAAGGUUUAGUCUAAAAAUUUCUUCAAGUAAGUGUAUAAGUAAAUGUUUGUCAACUGUGUAAUAAGUACUUAAAUCAUUUUGACUGUUCCUUUUUGGAAACAGG